Messenger RNA from Myxocyprinus asiaticus (Chinese sucker), 6984 nucleotides. Its product is annotated as TBC1 domain family member 9B-like. Gene Ontology annotation, molecular function: calcium ion binding. The transcript has 23 exons. Lineage: Eukaryota; Metazoa; Chordata; Actinopteri; Cypriniformes; Catostomidae. The record is from RefSeq and is a predicted model, not a curated record. Bases 151 to 3840 code for a protein of 1229 amino acids.
GGUGGCUGGUUUCACCCGCAGUGUUUUGGGCGGCUCGUGCAGACAAACAUCAGCUGAGUUCCGCCAGUCUGAUAUGAUUUAAACUCGCACGUUUACCGCAGCGAAUGUAUAAAUAACGCCUCUGUAGAGAGUAAAAGUGCCCGCUGAGCCAUGUGGAUUACCCCGGAGGAGGUGUUACUGGCGAACGCGCUGUGGGUGAGCGAGCGGGCGAAUCCGUAUUUCAUUCUGCAGAGGAGGAAGGGACACGGCAGAGGAGGCGGCAUCACGGGUUUGCUGGUGGGUACGUUGGACGUUGUGUUGGACUCUAGCGCUCGUGUGGCUCCGUACCGAAUUCUGCACCAGACGGGAGAGUCCCAGAUCUUUUGGAACAUCGCUUGUGGCUCAUCUCGUAAGGAGAUCACUGAGCACUGGGAGUGGCUCGAGGCCAAUCUACUCCAGACUCUGUCCAUCUUUGACAAUGAUGAUGACAUCACCACCUUCGUCAAGGGUAAAAUACAGGGCAUCAUCGCUGAGGACAAUAAGAGCGGCAAAGCUCAGGAAGACGAGGAUCCCGGAAAGUUUCGUGAAGCCGAGCUGAAGAUGCGGAAGUUGUUCGGAAUGCCGGAGGAAGAGAAGCUGGUGAACUAUUAUCCUUGCAGCUAUUGGAAGGGUAGAGUCCCACGACAGGGCUGGAUUUACCUGUCCAUCAAUCACCUGUGCUUCUACUCCUUCCUGCUUGGAAAAGAGGUUUCAUUGGUAAUUCAGUGGACAGACGUCACUCAGUUGGACAAGAACGCCACGCUGGUUUUCCCAGAGAGCAUCCGUGUGAGCACACGGGACACUGAACAUUUCUUCUCCAUGUUCCUCAACAUCAAUGAGACCUUCAAACUGAUGGAGCAGCUGGCCAACAUCGCCAUGAGACAGCUGUUGGACAAUGAGAGCUUCGCUGCAGAUCGCUCCCUCCCCAAACCCUGCAAGACCCUCAAAAACGUCUCUACGCUCAAAAGGGACUUGGAUGCCCGUGCAAAGAAUGAGCGAUACAGAAUGCUCUUCCGGCUCACACAGGACGAGCGUUUGGAUGGACACACCGACUGCACGCUCUGGACACCGUUCGCUAAGAUGCACGUCGUUGGACAAAUGUUUGUGUCUAACAACUACAUCUGCUUUGCCAGUCGAGAGGAAGAUCUGUGUCAGCUUAUCAUUCCACUGAGAGAGGUCUCUAUAGUGGAGAAAGCAGACAGCAGCAGUGUUUUGCCCAGUCCACUGUCAAUCAGCACUAAAAACAAGAUGACCUUCCUGUUUGCCAAUCUUAAAGACCGAGACUUCCUGGUUCAGCGAAUCUCUGACUUCCUGCAGCGGACGCCUGACAGACCCUGUGGCCUAAAUGUCCAAUCAGAGAACCCCAGCCCGAGCACGCCACCCUCUCUGCCCCCGUCUCCUCCUGUUCUGGGGGCUGGAGAGUUACCCCAAAACAAACACUACAGCCCCAGUCUGCCCACCGCUAAGCAGGGCCUCCUGAGAAUCUACCAGCAGGACGUCCCAGAGGAGCUGGGGCCCAAAGUGACGAGAGAGAAGAUGAAAGAAGAAUCAUGGAACAUCCACUUUUUUGAGUUUGGACGUGGUGUGUGUAUGUACCGGACGUCUAAGACCCGAGAGCUGGUUCUGAAUGGGAUACCUGAAAGUUUGAGAGGAGAACUCUGGCUGCUCUUCUCAGGUGCUCAGAAUGAGAUGGCCACACACCCAGGUUAUUAUGGCAGUUUGGUUGAGCAGGCGAUGGGUAAAUGCACUCUAGCGACGGAGGAGAUCGAAAGAGAUCUUCACCGCUCCAUGCCCGAGCACCACGCCUUCCAGAAUGAGAUGGGCAUCGCCGCCCUGAGACGAGUCCUUACAGCCUAUGCAUACAGGAACCCGGGCAUUGGAUACUGCCAGGCGAUGAACAUUGUAACAUCAGUGUUGUUGUUGUAUUGUACUGAAGAGGAGGCGUUUUGGCUGCUUGUCUCUCUUUGUGAACGGAUGCUUCCUGAUUAUUACAACACUAGAGUUGUGGGGGCGUUGGUGGAUCAGGGUGUGUUUGAAGAGCUCACCCGUGAGUGUUUGCCGUUGCUAUACGAGCACAUGCAGGAGUUGGGCGUCAUCUCCACCAUCUCUCUGUCCUGGUUUCUCACACUCUUUCUGUCCGUCAUGCCUUUCGACAGUGCAGUGCUGCUGGUCGACUGUUUCUUCUACGAGGGCAUUAAAGUCAUUUUCCAGGUGUCCUUGGCUGUGCUGCACGCUAAUAUGGAUCAACUGCUGUCCUGUUCAGAUGAAGGAGAAGCCAUGACUAUUCUGGGCAGAUAUUUGGACAAUGUUGUAAAUAAACAGACUGUUUCUCCGCCCAUUCCCCACCUUCACGCCCUGUUGACCAGUGGCAACAACCCCCCACCUGAGAUUGACGCCUUCGAACUCAUUAAAUCGUCCUAUGAGAAGUUUGGCAGUCUGCGUGCCGACGUUAUAGAGCAGAUGAGGUUUAAACAAAGGUUAAAGGUCAUUCAGUCGCUAGAAGAUACAGCCAAGAGAAGUGUGGUACGAGCCAUCAUGACCGAAUCUGCCUUCAGUAUUGAGGAGUUGGAAGAACUGUAUGUUCUGUUUAAGGCGAAACACAUCAUGAGCUGUUACUGGGGAUCGAGCAGCACCGCAGCAGAGCGUCACGACCCCAGUCUACCUUAUCUGGAGCAGUACCGAAUUGACUGCGGUCAGUUCGUACAGCUCUUCUCCGCUUUAGCACCCUGGAGCUGUGGACUUCACACCAACACACUCGCUAGCAGACUCUUCCGCCUGCUCGACCAAAACAAAGACUCUCUCAUCAACUUUAAAGAGUUUGUCACAGGACUCAGUGGGAUGUAUCAUGGAGACAUGACUGAAAAACUCAAACUUCUCUACAAACUUCACCUGCCUCCUGCAUUGUGUCCAGAAGAGGCGGAGUCGGCGCUUGAGGCAACACAGUUCUUCACUGAUGAUGAUGCACCACAGGAUCCUUCCUUCCUGUCUCAUCUGGACUUCCUAGCACAGGAAGUGACCUCAGGUGAGGAGCUGAAGGAGGCAGGAGACACAUCAACGGCUGGAGACACCGAUGAAAAGAAAGAGGAGAAGCCAAAGGACUAUAAAUAUUAUCUGAGAAUGUGGGCCAAAGAACAUGAGCCAAAGAAAGAGAGUAUUAAAGAUCUGCCCCGGAUGAAUCAGGAGCAGUUUAUUGAAAUGUGCAAGACUCUCUAUAACAUGUUCAGUGAACAUCACAUGGAGCAAGAGCUGUAUCAUGGCAUCGCCACCGUGGCGAGUCUCCUACUGCGAAUCGGAGAAGUUGGGAAGAAAUUCACCAACAACGGCAGUAAGAAAUCUGAACCGCAGCCGCCCGCCACUGAUGAAAUUCUACAGCCAGAGAGAGAAGAUUCAUCUGGGGAUGGUGGAUCAGGACAGUCCCUGGUCUGUAAGGCCUUGGCGGAGGCACAACUGGAAACGCCGCCUCCUACGGCGCCCAGCUCGGACGAAGACGCGAAAGACGACACGUCUGUUUCGUCAUACUCCAUGGUGAGCGCCGGUUCGCUGCAGUGCGAGGACAUCGCAGAAGACACCGUUCUGAUUGGCUGCUUAAAUGCAGUGGGUGGAGACGGGGCGGAUCGGAGGAGGUGCAGCGCCCCGGAUGCCGAUUGGUCGAUCACGUUUGAGCAGGUUUUAGCAUCAUUUUUGACGGAAUCAUCGCUGGUUGACUACUUUGAGAACAAACAUGAUAUACAGAGCAAAAUAACAGCAUGUAAAUUGCUAAGAGCAGUCGAGAGACAAACUAGUACAUCAAGUGAUCACGAUUUCUCUCUGUCCACACACUGACAGCAAACACACUCAUACAGACAUGAAAACAUGCAUGAACACAGACAUAACUGUAGGUAUGUCAAGACUAACACAUAAGAUAUUAUCUAUAGGAGUUUGAUACUUCUAGUCUGUGUCAUAGUCUACAAAUGGUGUUAAAGUCCUUUGCCAGGCACUUUCUAUACCAUUUAACCGCUCAUGUUUUAGAUGUAAUGACCAUGUUUCACCUAAGUGUCCAGUUUUGCUGGAUUUCAUCUUUUGAAAACGUCAACUAGAGUUCUGGAAUUGAGGAUCAUAGGAUAUGGUUAAAGUUUCUUAAACUGCUUGUGUAGGCAUCUGGGUUUACACAAUUAAAUGUAUCUAUAGUAACUGCUUUAGCCACACUAUAAAGAUCAAUGUAUGAAAUGUCACACUAAAUAUUUUAUUUGCACACUCGUCCCAGGUUGGAUUGAAGAGAGAUAACCUCACACUAAAGUAUAUGUCACUAAUGCUUUCUUGCACGCAUGCUAUAGCUGAAUAUAAUCAGUGUAUUUGGCAGUAAGAAGUGUCCUUUAGGUGAAUGUGAAAUAGAUUCACUUUAAAACUGGUUUCCUGUGUCCUUACCCCCAUCGGAUAGAAAAACAAUAAUCUCUUUACUCUUUGCUUUGGCUCAAAGCCAUUACCAAGUAUUCGUGUACCUGCUCACUGAUAAAAAAAAAAAAAAAAAUAGCUUUACUGGUCUUUGCCUUACUGAAAUGAUCAGACACUUACCGCUCAUUCUGGCUGGUCACAGCCUUGUUUUUCAUAACAUUUGUUGGUUAAGUUUUGUCAGAUAUUUGUUCACCAGAAUCUACAUAAACGUUACUGCAGUGGAUCUAGCUUUUCUUUGCGUUAAAAUGUCCUUUACCACGUAAAGCAGGGCUCGUUUCUUGUUUAUUCUCAAAAAAAAAAAAAAAAAAAUUCUAUUUUAUUUGUUUCUUUACCUUUAGAUUAUGCAGUACAAUCAUUGUGCCUUUUUCAUGAAACACGUGCAGAUUGACUUUGUGUAUGUGAAUUAUUGCAUUACAUUCUCAAUUUCUAAAAAAAAAAAUUCUUACAAAUAUUUUUACGCAAAUUGACGCAUUGAAUUCAAAACACUGAUUGUGAACAUUUUGCACAAAUUAAAAAAACGGCAUUCGUAAAAACAUUGACGCAUUGAAUUAAAAACGGCAUUCGUAAAAACAUUUUACAUAAAUGACGCAUAGAAUUCAAAACACCAAUUGUGAAAACAUUUUGCACUGAAUUAAAAAAAUGGCAUUAGUAAAAAAAAAAUGUACAUAAAUUUACGCAUUUAAAACGGCAUUCGUAAAAACAUUUGAAAAAAACGUAAAUUGACGCAUUGAAUUCAAAACGGCAUUUGUAAAAAAUGUUUACGUAAAUUGAUGCAUUGAAUUCAAAACAGCAUUCGUAAAAACACUUUACAUAAAUUGACGCAUAGAAUUCAAAACACCAGUUGUGAAAACAUUUUGCACAAAUUGAUGCACUGAAUUAAAAAAACGGCAUUAGUAAAAAAACAAAUUACAUAAAUUUACGCAUUCAAAACGGCAUUCGUAAAAACAUUUGACAUAAAUUGACGCAUUGAAUUCAAAACGGUAUUUGAAAAACUUAAAUUGACGCAUUGAAUUCAAAACGGCAUUUGUAAAACAUUUUUACGUAAAUUGAUGCAUUGAAUUUAAAACGGCAUUUGUAAAACAUUUUUACGUAAAUUGAUGCAUUGAAUUUAAAACGGCAUUUGUAAAAACAUUUUACAUAAAUUGACGCAUUGAAUUAAAAACACCAUUUGCUAAAAAUUUUCAUAUAAAUUGUCGCAUUAAAUUCAAAAGACCAUUCAAAAAUGUUUACGUUAAAUUGUCGCAUUCAAUUUAAAACACAUUCAUAAAAACUAGUUAAAGAUUUGUAAAACCAUUUUUGAAGAAAAAAAAAUUCUUAAGAAUGGUUUACAAAUUAUGUACACUCGUGUUUCAUGAAUUCCCAUCGUGUUCCCAUUUAAGUUUAUUUUGUAACUAUUAGUUAAAGUUGCAAACUAUUUCCAGUUCUUUAUAGCUAUGCUUUUUUUUUUUUUUUUUUAUAAAAUGAAGACAAGAAAAACUCCACAACAUUUAAACUCAAGAAUUCUAGAACUCUUGAGUGGGGUUCUAGAAACAUUUAACCAAGUUUCACAAUUACAAAAAGAACAUGUUCUGUGUAUGUAAAUAGAGAUGAAUCUAGAACCUUGUUUUUAAUGUCAGACUUCGCCUUUAUUUAAUCAUUUAAUUACGCAACUAAAAGAUGAGCGCUAGUUUCAGUUAUCUGGACACUUGUAUUAAAUCAGAUGCCGUCUGGCUUCUUAAUCUGUAAAUAGUUGCAUAUCACAUAUUCUAAUAUCAUACGUUUUAAUGUUAAAUUGUAUGCAAUGAUUUAUCACCAUUUAUUUUGAUAUAUCCUGUAUGUAUUGCUUUGCUUUUACGUUAUUAUCGGUCUCUAUCAGUCUCUAUUCUAUAUUUGUAAUUUGUCUUUUUGUACUCCGUUAAUUAGCUUUUAAGUCGAAACGGAUCAGAUUCUUAAAGGCUUCAGUAUUAAUUUUGUUUUGUGAGGUUUUAAAAACAAUUAAAAACAGGACCGAUUCCUAAAACUAAAUUUGAUAUAAUUAAACCAGUAGAAAUGAGAUAUUUUAAAUCACUGACGCAGUGUUAACAUUUUAUAAUAUGUUUUUAAAAUUAGACUAUAGCUGCCAAUGUACGUUGCAGGCCAACAGCAGCCGGCUGAAUUAGGAUACAUUGACCCAAUUGCAUUGAAUGGAGCAAAUAUAAUUCACAUCUCUCUUUUAGCUCUUUUGUCAUUUGAUACCGUUAAUCUGAAUGUGAAUGAAUAUUGCGCACCUGCCAUUUGACCUCUGUUUUACUGUGAAAAUAACUCUGGCUUCACUUCACUGUGUUUCUUAUUAACAAUGCUGAUUAAUUGCACAACCUAUCACUGUUUCAACUUAAAUCCUGCAUUUCAAAGGAGUGAAUGAUUUCAUUUUAUUUUCAUUGUGGAGAAUGUUUAUAAGGCUUCUGUCUCGUUCAAUGACCUGCAGUAGUUAUUAUCUGAUGUCCACUCAUUUAAAGGUUUUAAAACUUAUUGUCAUGAACCAGUAUUGUGUAAUAUUAUGUAAUAAAAGGCAAGUUA